CCCGCGACGUUGCAGAGCCGGUGGAUAGUCGUACAUCAACGCUAUCCUGCAGUCAUUUCUAUCUAGUAUUUUUUAUAAUCCUUCAGUCAUGUCCGAGGUGCUGUUUUCAAUGAGGGCUUACUGUAAGGUGAUAAUGCACACCGCAAAAUACCCCCAUGAAUCCGUGAAUGGCAUCCUUGUCUCGAAGAAAGACCAGGACAGUUCCAACGUAAUUCAUUUUGUAGAUGCGAUCCCUUUAUUCCACUUGUCACUCGGGCUCUCUCCAAUGAGUGAAGUUGCAUUGGAGCAGAUUGAAAGCUACUGCACUGGUGAGGACUUGAAGAUAGCAGGAUAUUACCAGGCUAAUGAGCACUACAAGAACACCAACCCCAAUUUCGUGGCCAACAGAAUAUGUGAGAAGAUCGCAGAGAGAUUUGGUCAAGUGUAUUUGGCGAUGGUAGACAACCGGCGACUGAGCCUCGAUAUGACGUCACCGGCCAUCGUCAUCAAGAAUCGGGACAAGUCCAGCGUGGCACUGGAGUCGGACGACACGUGUCUGGCGGCGGCCUGUCUGGUGCAGAACCGCAGCUACCGCCAGCUGGUGGACUUCGACAACCACCUGGACGACGUGACGGCCGACUGGCGGAACCUGGAGCUGAACGAGCUCAUCGACACCGUUCUGUAGCGGGACCCGGGCGCGCCGACAGAGCGCUGCGCGGGCUCUCCGACGGACCGGCGGCCCGCUGAGGGCGCUGCUGGGGCGGUGCGGCGUCGGUGGGGUCACCCGACACGGCGUGGGGCUGGGGCGGAGGCGACGCCGGUCGGAGGCGCCGGCGGGCGGUUUGGCGCCGCGUGCGCCGGACGGCCGCCGGUUUGGGGCCGCCUCACAGGAGACGCGACGCCUCGCGCACGCCCGUUGCGACCGCUGUGCGAUGUGGCCGCUCGGUUGAUCGGCACCGACCCCGCCGCUCCUGUGCUGAAGUCUGGGUACGGGGAGCUGUCAGAGCGUUCGUGAGUGGCGGCAGUGCCCGCCGCUGGGUGAAACAGUGGCGCCUCCGGGACAAGUGCGCUGUGCGAACGCGUGCUCGAUUCGGGCCAGCUCACGCGAGCUGCUGCCCAAAUAAGCAUGUUAUGGAAGUCCAAACGCAGGGGGAGGGUGCGAGCGUCGGCGGCGAUGGUGGUGGUGGUCGGAUGUUUACCUCCCGCUGGCGUCUGGUAGCGUGACGUGUUCCCGCCCAGCUGCUGGUUCGGCAGCGCCACGGGUACCCCCUUUAGUUAGUUUGGUGUGUGUUGGGACCAGUCUUACCGCCACGUGCAGGGACGAACCUGGGCGUGAUGAUCGCGUCGGUGUGUGUGUGUGUGUGCAUGUCUUUGAACGAGAUUCAUUGGGUCGUCCGCCACUGUGACUCAGUUGGGUAGUGGGAAGUUCAAUGUCCCCAAGCACAUGUGCCACUUGGUAUUGCCAGCGUUUGCUUCGUGCACUUUUAGCAUUAUUGAAAGUCACUGGACAAACGUGUUGUCACACUGCGGCGAGAAAACACUGAUUGUAAGGGGUUCGACAUGAUGAGACACGUGUUCAGUUUCGUCUUGUGCGCACUGGUCUUCAAGAUGCUUAUAUGCCCCUCAUUUGAGACGUAGCAGGUGUGCAGCAAUCUACAUCAGUUUAUUGUCUGAUAAUACCCCGUGUUAUAUCACCAGAUAAUUCAUGUUAUAUUGCUCGGUAGUAGUUCGCAAAAUACAAGUACCAUCGAUCAGUA
Pollicipes pollicipes is the source of this 1736-nucleotide messenger RNA. RefSeq names its product ER membrane protein complex subunit 8. The transcript has 5 exons. The record is from RefSeq and is a predicted model, not a curated record. The coding region runs from base 89 to 664 and encodes 191 amino acids. Lineage: Eukaryota; Metazoa; Arthropoda; Thecostraca; Pollicipedomorpha; Pollicipedidae. Gene Ontology annotation, cellular component: EMC complex.